UUUGUUGUUAUUGCCUGCUAUAUGUAGGCCUACCGUUUUUUGUUUUUUUUUCAUCUCCAUUUUAGACAGUACUGACGCAUCAGUAGGCUUCAUGACUGGGACAAUGUGCCGGGGUAUGGUCAGCUCCUGAUGGCCCAUGUCUAUCAAUACCAGUUUCCCCAUUACUGAGUCCGUGUGUGCGACCCGGGAGAUGGAGAGGCAGAGCCCAGGAGAGAGGCAGGCAGACGCUAAUAGGACCGGAGCCGCCACCACCCCCACCUCAUCAGCUGCCGUCACCAUGGCAACAGUCAGCCCCAGCAGCACCACGUGCACCCAGGCGCCCUCUACUUCCCUCAGCAUCCUCUCACCCGACAGACAGGCGGUCCAGGUGAUCCAGCACGCCAUCCACAGACCUCAGAGCAUGGCGGCCCAGUACCUGCAUCAGAUGUACGCAGCCCAGCAGCAGCACCUCAUGCUGCAGACGGCAGCCCUGCAGCAGCACCAGCACAGCCCCCAUCUGCAGAGUCUGGCCACCAUUCAGCAGGCUUCAGUCUGUCAGAGGCAGUCACCUUCUUCAUCCACGGGCAAUCUGGUUCAUCAGCCUGCUGGUGUUUCCCCAAACUCAAUUACUUUACCAGCGUCUCCAGUGACAGCCCAGCUGAUUGGCCGAACCCAAACGUCCACCGGUGCUGCAACUACCAUUUCCCAGCAGGCCAUGCUCCUGGGAAACAGGCCGGCUAACUGUAACCAAGCUCAGAUGUACCUUCGCACUCAGAUGCUUAUUCUAACCCCUGCAGCCACGGUGGCUACAGUUCAAUCAGACCUCCCUGCUGUCACCUCCUGCUCCUCUUUACCUACCUCCUCUCAGGUGCAGAAUUUAGCUCUUCGCGCCCACUUACCCGGAGCUCUGGCUACAGCCCACAGUGUGAUUUUAAAGCCAUCCGCUCAGUCACAAGCCCAGAAUCCGGCCGCCUCUUUAUCCAAGACGUCGGUCUGCGCGCUCAAGACCAACCAGCUGACUGACACCUCAACAGAAACCGGACCAGCUGAUGUCACCCGGCUGGCCUCAGGACCUCAGAUUGUAACCCCGGCGUACUCUCCUGUGCAGACCCACGCUCUGGUCAAGCAGCAGCUGUCCUGUCCACCGGGCCAGCGGGUUGGGCAGCACCAGCUCCUCCUCCAGCAAGCGAGUGGAGCUCCGAACCACAGACAGCUGCAGCCCAUCGCCCUCAGAGUAGCACCUCAAGAAACCAACUCCAACCCUCUUCCUCUUUCAAUUAAAAGACUGACCACUCCCAGCACCCAGUCACAACCCAAUAAUGACACCCGAGCCCCUUCUUCCUCCUCCUCUUUUUCUUCUUCUUCUCCGUCUGUCACCAGCAUGUUUGGAACAUCAGGUCAGACCUCAAUCCCAGCUGCCGCCGUCCAGCCUCAGCCGCCUCCUCUGGUGGCCGCUCCGCAGCGUCGGACCUCAUUCCCACAAGUGCAGAACCAGCCUCCGCCUCCUCCUCCACCUCUCGUCCUCCCCAGGCUGCCCCAGAACCCCCCAGCCUCACUCCAGAGGCUCUCCCUGCACUCAGUCCAGGCUCUGGCCGUCCAGUCAGGACGGGUGCUGCUGACAGAGCGGGAGCUGCCCGUAGCGGAGGCUCUGGUCCAGAUGCCCUACCAGAACCUCCCUCCUCCUCAGACGGUGGCUGUUGAUCUGAAAAUGCAUCCGGUCAGACGCAGUGAAGGUCCAUCGUCGGGGCAAACAUGCAAAGUGAAUGGAUUGAGCUCGGAGGAGAGGAAAGAUGAAUGUUCUCCUCGUCCACAGAGAGACAGGACCCCUACAUCUCUCAGUGUGCCUCCUAAGCAGAAUGGUGCAGCAGUGAUGGGUUCAUCCUCCAUCAUAUCCAGCCGCUCUGUGAUCCAGUCACCGGUGGUGGAAGAGCCGCCCCAGUUUACCACCAGCAGCAGCACCAACAGCAGCAACCCUCCUCCUCCAUCUCCUCCUCUUCCUCCCCCCAUCCUUCCAGCUGCAGUAAGAGGCCCCAGCCAGCCUCCCUCCUCCCCAGCCAGUGUCCCCGGGAGCCCCGAAAGGAUACUCACAACCCACGUCCUCACACACCUCGUAGAGGGCUUCGUAAUCCGAGAGGGCCUGGAACCGUUCCCGGUGGUCCCCACGUCGAUGUUAGCGGACCAGCAGGCUUCACUUCCUGAAUCCCAGGAGAUACAAACCAACGGGGACGAAGCAGCAGAGGACAGUCCGCUGGAUGCUGACCUAUCGGAUUCAACAGACUCUGAGAUGGAAAACGACGGCCCUACAGCAGAUGUUGCAGAGCUCGGGGAGAGCGUGGCAGGUGUGCUGCAGUGUGAGUUCUGUGGGAGCAAAGGUUACGCUCACACGUUUCUGCGCUCCAAACGUUUCUGCUCCAUGACGUGUGUCAGAAGGUUCAGUGUGAGCUGCACCAAGCGCAUCACCAUGCUGAGAGCUGGUCGCUGGGGUCACAGGCCGAUGGGCAGGAGAGGACGACCCCCCAGCAGAGUCAACGGAGCCUCCAGAGAACAUUUUGUGAGACAGGCUCGGGGCUCGUUUCGCUCAGAGGAGACCCGGCAAAUCUCUCUGAGAGAGGAGGAAGAGCAGGAGGACGACGAGGAAGACGAACCUCCCGUUCCCAUGACAACCAGGCUCCGUAAACAGGCUGAGAGACAGCGAGAGAGGGAGCGAGAGCAGGAGAGAGAGCAGGAGCUGAGGACAACAGAAACAAUCAGUGUUUCUGACGGAGAGGAAGACGUCGGCUGUCCGUCUCAGUGGAACGUAGAACAAGUGUUUUCUUUUAUCAGCUCCCUGCCAGGUGGUCAGGAUGUAGCUGAGGAGUUUCGCUCCCAGGAGAUAGAUGGACAGGCUCUGCUGCUCCUAACAGAGGACCACCUGGUCAGCACCAUGAACCUUAAACUGGGACCCGCACUGAAACUCUGUGCCCACAUUAACUCUCUGAAAGACGCAUAAAGAGUUAACACCCUGAAAGAAUGGAUUUGUGUUGAUCUGGAUCGGUGGUGUAGUAGUGCCUGGAGGAGUGGGUAUACUUAGGAUAAACGCCCUGUGUUAUAAACAGUGACUUUAAGACUACUACUCGCAUAUUCAGCUCACCCAGUUGUAUUCUCUUAAAACUGCAGUAAGAAGCUUUUAUAAAAAAUGUACUUUCUGUCAUAUUUGCUGUAACUUUCACUGUAUCCUGACAGCAGUACAUGAGACAGAUAAUCUGAAACCAUAAAGACUGUACUGCUUAUAAAAUUGUUUAUUUCUAUUUAGAAAAUUACCAACAGUUCCCACCAUGAGCAAGAACCUGGCGACAGAGGGAAGGAAACCUCGAGCAGACUCUGGAUUAUCUCUCAGAUUAUCCGUCUCAUGUACUACUGUCAGGAUAUAGUGUAAGUUUCAGCAAAUAUUUCUUAUAAAAGUUUCCUCCUGCAGCUUUAACUUCUGCUGCUUGACUUCAGGGAGUAAGGAUCAUUGUGAAAUAAACAUUUGCCACAGAAGAGGUGCAGAUUCUGCAUCAAUAUUGGCCGACAGAGACACGUGAGGCAACUACAUAAUUAUGCAUUUUGAGUGAAGUAUUCCUGAUUCCUUUCCACUCGUGAAAAUUGGACAACUAUGCCAUGCCUUCGCCAUCCCGGGGAGAGAAAACAACACUACUGAAUGAUGCACAUCAGAGGGGAUUUAGAAGACUAUACCCCGCACUACUCCACCAAUCUGGAUCUGGAUGAAGACAAAAAGAAGGGCGGUUUAACAAGGAAGCACUGUCCGUCUUUAAGUUACCUGCGCUUGGACUUCCACAAAGACAGUUAAAACACUGAGCGGAUCAUGAAUGCGCAGACUGCAGUUUUUCCUGAGACCACUGCCAAGGAUUUUCCCUGUGCGAUGCCUCCAGCUGUUCCAGCUGUUGGUCUGUCACACAGAGCGAAGUCCACAUUACCGUCGCCGGUUGAUGUUAACACACAGACGAGCAGCUCUUUCUGUCUCCUCUCGUCAUUCCACUGUAGUGAUCGUAGCUCCGGUUAUCCAUUUGUUUCAGAAUGGUUUUAAAAAGUCCUUUGUAUCAUUUGUAAACAAAGAAAAAAACAACAACUUUACAUUUAAAUUAUUACACAUGAGAAGUUAAAGGAUGCUGUUCGAUCUCAAAGUUUACAAAAGCAGAUUAUUGCCUACUGUCUCACAGAUUACAUUUGAUUAUCAUCAGCAAACAGUUGUGUUGACUAAAGGAACCAAACUGAUGACAAGGUUGUUAUUUAUGAAGUAUUUAUUAUCGCCAUAAUUAAUAUACAAAUAAAAGCAUUCAAAUAUU
Molecule: messenger RNA, 4304 nt
Organism: Dicentrarchus labrax (European seabass)
Lineage: Eukaryota; Metazoa; Chordata; Actinopteri; Moronidae
Gene: phc3a
Product: polyhomeotic homolog 3 (Drosophila)
Exons: 15
Coding region: 137-2968 (943 amino acids)
Cellular component (GO): nucleus; PRC1 complex
Molecular function (GO): zinc ion binding; protein binding
Source: RefSeq, a predicted model, not a curated record